AUGCCAAACCCGAGCCGAUGUAAAGUGUUCCACAACUAUGGAGAUCUCAUGCUUACGUGGCUCGAGGAGCUUUGCUGGCGAGCCGGAUCGACGUCCCGCGAUCAAAUGGUCCUCCUAGAGAGCAACGAUGGCGCACACUUCAAGUGUCAUCAGUGGCUUCUGGCCCGCUGGUCGCCGUAUUUCGAGGCGCUGUUCAGUCGAUCAUUCUGUGAGAGCCGAACUUCGCGGGCGAAGCUCGAGAACGUCGAUGGCGACUCCCUCGAGACCGUGCUCAAUUAUUUCAUGCACGGAAAGUUCAACGUCAGCGCUGAGAAUUGUCUGCGGUUGCUGUUCGCCGUCGAGUACCUGCUACUGGAAAACCUUCAGGACUUCGUGACCUGCUUCAUCGAGGAGAAUUUACAGGACGUCCUGAGAUCGGACGAGUUCUCCAAGCUCGAGCUCGAACAGCUGUGGAAACUCGUGCCCAUACUAGCGCGCGGCAUCUGUCUGGACAAGGCGCUGGGCAUCGAGACGGUGGUCCUGUACCUCGAAUGUUGGAAACUCGGCCAGAACACCCAGAAGCUCGGGAUCUGCGACGAUGUGAGAGCGCUCAUCAAAGAACUCGAGAACAGUCUCCAUCGGCUACGGACACCGGAGAUCGCGUACGCCAUCUACAAGCAUACGCCCAAUUGCGUCACGAAGCUAUUCACCGAAAAACAAUUAGGUUCUCGCCCUUCGGGGAGCCUCAACGAUCUCUACGACCGCGGAGAGCUGGAGCCCCCAGCGAAAAUUAGCACCGGUCAGCUAAUGAGAGCGCACUCCACCAACGAGCUCACGUCUCAAGAGGAUUGGAUGAUCCAACUGCGUUCGCUCAUCUCGGAGGGAACAACCCUGAUGCGUCAGCUAUCGAACCAGGAACUCCAGCUUCCACACGAUAUUCCACACGAAUGCAUCAAGAACAUGGCCGUCAUGCCAAACCGCUUCAUUUUGGUGCUCACCGACUCUCGCCGGCUCCAUCUGUGCCCGUGGAAUCAACGAGGUCCGAGUCAACUCGUCGAAGCUCAAUGCGAUACUGUCCUGCAGUUCGGCCGGGACAUUUAUGCCGUUCUCCAACAACAACAGGUUGCCUUAUGGAACUGCCAACUGAAAGUGUUCGAGACAAUUUACUCUUUAAGCGAGCAUAUCAUUCACGACAUAUCGUGGUACCGAACCAACAAAACAAGCUCAACCCUAUCCUUGCUCAUCGCGCACAGAGCGUUCCCGUGCAAUGUCGAACUUCUCUGCCUAGAUUUCGAUCAAGUCACGGGAAGUUUCAAACAGCCCCCGGUUCGAUUCCAUCCCGCGCUAAACACGUGCAAACUCUCAAAUCCACGACUCGUCGCCCUCAGCGAACGGGUUCUGAUUCUCUACGAGCAGGGGGAUGCAGACAAGGUUUUCGUCAUUAUGAUCGGCGCACAAGAGUGCAAGAAAGUCAAAUGCAAACUCGGAAUCAGCAAUAACUUCUACCUCAACGAUCAAUUGCUAUUCUACACAGCAGAUAAUUCAACUUUUUACAAGAUUCGCUAUGAUUUUAAGGAUUUCGACUGUGAGGAAUGCGGCGAGGUCGCAAGAGUUAACGCGGCUUGUGUAGCCCCAUGUCUCAGGUAGAUCUGGGAGCUCCGCAUCCCGAUUCGAAACAGGUGCCAUAUGAUUUUAAUUUUCGAGCGUGGAGGUGUUAAUGAGGUAUUCUUCGAGGUACAGCGUCAGCGAAAAACUUUAUUUUUUGAGCUUCGAGAUUUUUGCGGGAGAACAUAUCUCUCCAAGUUCAGUGGCCAUGAAGACAUUCCGUGAUAUCCGUAGAGUACAUACAUAUCGAUUGGGCAGAGAGACUCGUCAGGCUUAUUAUAGUAUCAACGUC
Molecule: messenger RNA, 1876 nt
Organism: Galendromus occidentalis (western predatory mite)
Lineage: Eukaryota; Metazoa; Arthropoda; Arachnida; Mesostigmata; Phytoseiidae
Exons: 3
Coding region: 1-1626 (541 amino acids)
Molecular function (GO): protein binding
Source: RefSeq, a predicted model, not a curated record